AUGGAGUCGCCAAUGACCCAAGCACGACCGGCCAGUGAAGAGGCUAUUGAAUGCUGGGACGAUGAUGCCGACCUACAAUUCGACGAGGGAGUUCAGUUCCGCGCUGCGUCGAGCACUGGGUCCGUGGCCAACUCAUUCCGGCCCUCCGGCCACCGCGACUCCAUUUCCUCCCGUCGUUCUGCGCGCUCUGAUGUCGAUUCCAACGCAGGAGGGGACGAAGAUUGGCAGGUUCUCUUCCCCGGCAACGACGGGCUCGCUAAAGAAGAGGCCAUUGCAUCGGCUAAAUAUGCCGGCAUUCCCAUCCCGGCCAAUAUCCCGGGGUCUGCUCUCGUUGGGGGCACAAUCAAAUUCCUAUCUUCCAAAAAGCAGAAGCGAAGCUUUGUUGACGAUUGGUCGGACGAUGUCGAGGUUCCGGAUCCUGAUAUGUUGCUGGAGCUGAAGCCCCGACAAGAAACCGUCUUUCCUGACUCGCUUCGGCAGCUCAGCUCUAUAGCCACGAGCCCGAUGAAAUCUACAGCAUCAUCCUCUUGGAAUGACGAUACCUCGACUCGUCUACAGUCUGCACUGGCCAAGUUGGAGCAAUUUCAAGAUGAAGAUGCGAGCCCCAGUAAAGACGUGCCCACGAUCAAACCCCCAACAUCUCAACCCGUUCAGCAACUAUCCACAGCAAAUGCUGGAACGAAUCAUGUUAAAACAGGGCUGGACGUGGAAGAAUUUGGUGAAGACCUUGAACUACCCCCCGACCAUGAACCUCUCGAACUAUCAUAUCGCAAGGAUCAUACCCGCUUAUCUAGUCCGACCUUGGAGGACUUUGACCUUGAAUGGGCCGAAGGGAGCAUCGGAGUUCGAGUGGGCGGUACUACCCGGGAUGGUCAAUCCCUCCCCAGCUCUUCGAUUUCAAUCGCGAGCCCUAGCGUUUCGAGUUGCCUGACCGCAGAAAGUGAAGAUGACGGUCUUGAGGGUCUAGUCGUCCCUGAUGGGCCCCUUGACCUCAACUCUCCUCUGCAGAAGCGGCAAGAAGCUCUGUACAAGGACGUCACUCCCAAGGCAAGAGGUGACCAAGCGGAUCAGGCACCUGGCGUCGACGACUUCUUUUCCGGCAUCGAUGUCGACAAUGGGAAGGCGUUUACUUCGGGGAAGUUGACACUGAAUCCCAACAUUAAGUGCAAAACGGAGUGGCCCUCGAGCCCAACACGCCGGACCGCAACCACCAUUACAUUUACAAGUACAGUUGGAUCGCCACGAACUCGUAUUCCUCGCCUUUCCGGUCAUGAACGGACGCAUUCAACUCAUCUUGAGACCGUUUCAGAGAGCGGCGCCCCUCUCUUCAAGUUUCGGAGACCACAAUCCCGGCUUGGUCAUUCGUCACAAUCGUCUGUAUCUAGCCUUCCAGCCUCGGGUCUUCUUUCUACAUCACCAACCCCUGGGACUUCUGGCCGCCGGCCCGCCGUGCCCCAGGCGUCCAAAGACUCUACUACUCUCGCUAGGGAGUCCAAAGCUUCCGAGAAACACCAGGCAGCAAAGCAGUCUAUGCCAGUUAUUCGGAGCUUGCAAGCCACUGCGUCAACCCAAGCAUUCCCGCGACAAUCACGCUCCGACGGUCCUAUUCGUCCUCUGUCUAGUCGACCUAAAACUCCCACUACUUCGGAUGGAAGAUCGCAGAGUCGCCGAGCUGCAGCGCCAUUUCUUUCAGCUGACACUUCUGGAGUUCAUUCUCAACAUACGAGUGUGAAAAGCUACCGCUCAUCACGGCGCACAAACUCGGACAGCUCCGGUGACUUUGUCAAUUUUCAGAACAUUAUCUCUCGAGCACCUCGUUCGACUCGCUCGGGGCCUUUGGCUAGUCGCUUCAUUGAGACGAGCUCGGGAACGGUUGGGCCGUCUACGAAACGCACGCUCACGCGACCUACGAGGCGGCGCAAUUUUGGGGAUGGCAGUGAGUUGGAGGCAUUUGAUGAUUUACCGACGUCUGCUUCUAUCGAGAGCGAAUUUGUCAAAACUCCGAUCGGCCGAGGGGCGCCACGAUCUGUCCGCAGCAGAGUCGGUCAGAGUCGGUCUGUUGCACCGCAGGAAGAGCCUUCGCCCCAGUCUGUCUCUCUAGCGCUUGCCACCAAGCCGCACAACACGCUGCCGAGGUUCGCACAGGAUACCAACGCUUCCAGAAAUGCCAGGGAGCAGCGGAUUGCCUCGAUGUCGGCAAACGUCAGAAGUCGGGAUCCUAAUCCACUUGCGGCUUUCGGUUCGAACUGGAAGCCCCAACCCGUCUCACGAGUGCCCCCAAGCACAGCAGCGGUCCGAAGCCGGAAAGCUAAACCGACAGUCCGGUCGACAGUUAAACCUCAGCUGAUCAAACCAAUGGGGUCUGGAGUUCACGAAGCCAAAUCUGUGAGAGGGAUGCGCUACAACCCGGCAACGUACCGGUGGGAAGGCAAUGAGAAUCUGGUGCAGGACUUUGACGUGCCUGUGACGCCCAAAUCCCCCAAGCCCGCGCCCGCGCUGAUCAGUAAUGUCGGGACGAUGCACAGUGUGCAGACCGUCGGGGGCAUGGUCUUUGAUCCCCUACGCAUGUGCUGGCUGCCGGCGGCGGGCGACGGCGGGGCGGAAGACGAUGUCUUCGCGGGCCUGGAGGAUCUGGAUGACCGGGUGGUCAGCGGUAGUGGGCGCGUAUCCGGGGCUUUUGAGGAAGAUGCCGUGGGUGACGACCCGAGUGCGGGCGAGUCCUCGGAUGAAGGGCCCAUCACAGAAGAGUUCGAUGUCGGACCGGAAUUCAUUCGACGGCAGCGGGCCGAGGAGGAGAAAUGGAGGCGCAAGGUGGCCAAAUGGAUCGGGCCCAGGCAGGACGAGCAGUGGCGGUGGAUGAUCCGGGAUCUCACGAAGUAA
Molecule: messenger RNA, 2880 nt
Organism: Penicillium lagena
Lineage: Eukaryota; Fungi; Ascomycota; Eurotiomycetes; Eurotiales; Aspergillaceae
Product: putative cytokinesis regulator (Byr4)
Exons: 2
Coding region: 1-2880 (959 amino acids)
Biological process (GO): regulation of Ras protein signal transduction; mitotic spindle orientation checkpoint signaling
Cellular component (GO): SIN/MEN two-component GAP complex; mitotic spindle pole body
Molecular function (GO): GTPase activator activity
Source: RefSeq, a predicted model, not a curated record